AUGGCAAUCCAGGCAGCAGUCACAGCCUUCUGGCUGUCGUUUGUUUCCUGGGGACUAAAUGCUGUUUCCAAAGACACAUCACCUUGUUCCUCUGGGAGUGCCCUGAAAUCUCUCAGGACUCUUAGAGCAUUGAGGCCUCUACGAGCUUUGUCAAGAUUUGAAGGGAUAAAGGUUGUUGUGAAUGCACUCUUGGGAGCUAUCCCCUCAAUCUUGAACGUUUUGCUCGUCUGUAUUGUCUUCUGGCUCCUAUUUGACUUUGUAGGAGUAAAAUUCCUUGGAAAAAAAUUUUGGAAAUGCACACUCAAGAAAGGAAAUAUCAGUCUAAUUGAUAACAAAUAUAAUUGUACUUUCUAUAACGGAACAUGGACAAAUAAUGAUGUAAACUUUGAUAAUGUUGGGAUGGGAUACUUGGCUCUUCUCCAAGUGAUAGAUGAACAGCCAAAGUUUGAAGCAUUCUUAGCUAUGUAUACGUAUUUUGUGAUUUUCAUUAUUUUUGGAUCUUUCUUCAUGCUGAACCUUUUCAUUGGAGUGGUUAUCAGCAAUUUUAACCAACAAAGGAAAAAGAUAAGUGAAAAAGAUCUAUUUUUGACUGAGGAACAGAAAAAGUACUAUAAUGCCCUAAAAAAACUUGGAUCGAAGAAACCUCAAAAACCCAUCCCAAGACCACUGAAUGUGUUCCAAGGAUUACUCUUUGAUAUAGUAUCGCAUAAAGCAUUUGACAUUACCGUUGUGACUUUCAUCUGUCUAAAUAUGGUCAUUAUGAUGGCAGAAAAUAGCCAGAACGGCAUCAAGGAUGUUCUUAAUAAAAUCAACUACUUUUUUGUGGCUGUAUUUACUGGGGAAUGUGUCAUAAAAAUACUAGCCUUAAGACAUUACUUCUUCACCAGUGGCUGGAAUAUAUUUGAUUUCGCUGUUGUGGUCCUUUCACUAGUUAGUGUUGGACUUUCUGAAGGCUUUCAAACUUUGUUCUCUCCUGCACUUUUGAGAAUUUUUCGUUUGGCACGAAUUGGCCGGAUCCUGAGGUUAAUUCGAAAAGCUAGAGGAAUUCGAACUCUUCUUUUUGCGUUACUGAUGUCUCUUCCUGCACUGUUCAACAUUGGUCUUUUGCUUUUUCUGGUUAUGUUCAUUUAUGCCAUUGUGGGCAUGACAAACUUUGCCUGUCUUGGUUGGGAAGGUGGGAUUGAUAACCUUUUCAACUUUCAAACCUUUGAGGGCAGCAUUCUCUGUCUCUUCCAAAUUACAACAUCAGCUGGCUGGGAUGGUCUUUUGGUCCCUCUGUUAAAAGGACCUGAUUCAUGUGCUCCCAACUUAAAUUUAACAGAUGAGCAGAAAAAAAAUUGCGCAAAUAAGGAUGUUGGUAUUUUAUUUUUUGUAAGCUAUAUCAUUAUAUCAUUUCUCAUUGUUGUAAAUAUGUACAUAGCUGUCAUUUUAGAGAACUUCAGUGUUGCCACUGAAGAGAGCACAGAUCCUCUUUGUGACGAUGACUUUGAUAUGUUUUAUGAGACCUGGGGAAAGUUUGAUCCUCAGGCAACACAGUUUAUUAGCUCUUCUGCUCUUUCAGACUUUGCAGAUGCUCUGGCAGAACCCUUACGCAUUCCAAAGCCUAAUAAAAUUCAGCUCAUAUCCAUGGACCUCCCUAUAGUUAGUGGAGAUAAGAUCCACUGCUUGGAUAUCUUGCUUGCCCUCACUAAAAGGGUCUUGGGAGAAUCUAGGGGUUUGGAUGGUCUUGAAUUACACAUGGAAGAAAAAUUUAUGGCUGCCAAUCCAUCUAAAGUUUCUUACAAGCCAAUUACGACUACCCUUAAAAGAAAACAAGAGGAGGUAUCGGCUCUUAUUAUUCAAAGGGCCUUCAGGAGGUAUUUGAUGCAGCGUUCUUUUAAAAAUAAAUCUUUCUCAUACCAUCAUAAACGUUAUAACAGUGCUGUCUUUGAAGAAGAAACACAUGAGAAGGAAAGACUUAUUGCAUCAAUGCUUAAUGAAGAUAAUGGUAGGAAGCUAGAUAAAUCACGGACUACAUCUUCCAUAACUCUCCCUUUAUUUUAUGAUGGGAUUGCUGAAACAGCUAGCGAUAAAGUGGACACAUAA
Molecule: messenger RNA, 2085 nt
Organism: Aptenodytes forsteri (emperor penguin)
Lineage: Eukaryota; Metazoa; Chordata; Aves; Sphenisciformes; Spheniscidae
Product: sodium channel protein type 5 subunit alpha
Exons: 7
Coding region: 1-2085 (694 amino acids)
Biological process (GO): membrane depolarization during action potential; neuronal action potential; sodium ion transmembrane transport
Cellular component (GO): voltage-gated sodium channel complex; axon; plasma membrane
Molecular function (GO): protein binding; voltage-gated sodium channel activity
Source: RefSeq, a predicted model, not a curated record